ACCCGGAAGCUGACGCCGAACCCGAGCUAUUCCAUCGGCGGAGUAAAGAUGGCUGACCAAGGCGCCGCAGAUCCUGGUAAUAACAACAACAACAAUAAACCUGAAGCCUCGGAGGGAACUAUUAUUAAGGUCACAGUGAAAACUCCUAAAGACAAAGAGGAAAUCGCCAUCGCAGAAGAUGCUUCUGUCACUCAGGAUGGCGGUAGUACCUCCGCCUCCAGCUCGGCCUCCACUCAGGCGGGAAGUAGCUCCUCUUCUGGUCCCAGCGCCAACCCCACGUCCACAGCAGGCUCCACCAGCUCUGCAGCACCAACCGCACAGCCUCCCAACGUACUGAGUGGCUUCGGGGACCUGGCCAGCCUAGCCGGACUGGGCAUGGGCUCGGCCAACUUCAUGGAGCUGCAGCAGCAGAUGCAGCGGCAGCUCAUGUCCAACCCAGAAAUGCUCUCUCAGAUCAUGGAGAACCCGCUGGUGCAGAACAUGAUGUCCAACCCCGACCUGAUGAGACAGAUGAUCAUGGCCAACCCUCAGAUGCAGCAGCUGAUGGAGCGCAACCCAGAGAUUUCCCACAUGCUCAACAACCCAGAGCUAAUGCGACAGACAAUGGAGCUGGCUAGAAACCCCGCCAUGAUGCAGGAAAUGAUGCGAAACCAGGACCGUGCUUUGAGUAACUUGGAAAGCAUCCCAGGAGGUUAUAAUGCCUUGCGGAGGAUGUAUACAGACAUCCAAGAACCCAUGUUUAGUGCUGCAAGAGAACAGUUUGGUAGCAACCCGUUUUCAGCUCUAGGCGGUACCUCAGAGUCUGGCGCUCAGCCAUCGAGGACGGAGAACCGAGAGCCCCUCCCCAAUCCAUGGGGACCCCCAAAUGCUUCGAGCUCCUCUGAGAGUGGAGGGGCCACCACAGGGAGCACCGGCACCACGGGGGGAACCACCCCAAGUGUGUCCAAUCCUCUGGGCAUCAAUGCUAGCAGUCUGGGAAACGGCAUGUUCAACAGCCCCGGCAUGCAGAGUCUAUUGCAGCAGAUCUCAGAAAACCCCCAGCUGAUGCAGAACAUGCUGUCUGCUCCGUAUAUGCGCAGCAUGAUGCAGUCGCUGUCCCAAAACCCAGAGCUAGCAUCCCAGGUUUUGAUGAAUAAUCCUCUGUUCGCUGGAAACCCACAACUGCAGGAGCAGUUCCGAGCUCAGCUGCCCGUCUUCCUGCAGCAGAUGCAGAACCCAGAGGCGCUCUCUGUCAUGACCAACCCCCGGGCGAUGCAGGCGCUCAUGCAGAUCCAACAGGGUCUGCAGACGCUGCAGACGGAAGCUCCCGGCCUCAUGCCCAGUUUGAUGACAAGCGGGAUUCCUGGCGUUCCCACAGGAGGAAGCGUGCUCGCCGAGAACCCCGCCUCCUCACCCAGCAGUGCUGGAACGAACGCCAGUCAGCAGCAGCAGCAGCUGAUGCAACAGAUGCUCCAGAUGUUUGCCGGUGGAGCCGGAGGAGGAAGUGGAACGACUCAGACCCCAGAAGUCCGGUUCCAGACCCAGCUAGAGCAGCUGAGCGCCAUGGGCUUCAUCAACCGCGAAGCCAACCUGCAGGCCCUCAUCGCCACCGGAGGAGACAUCAACGCCGCUAUCGAGAGACUGCUGGGCUCACAGCCCUCGUAAAAGAAAACAAAACAACAACAAAAAAUAACAUACAGUACAUGAUGAUGACACACAGACACGCUCGUAAAUACGUACUCAAGUCAUAAACACACCCAGCGUCUACAGAGAACCAGGAGAAAUCUCAAAGUGUAUCGUCCAAAACUUUCUAGAAUAAACUUGGACAUGCACUGCAAAGACCCUCAUCUGUUCUCAGAUCAUUCCCCAAAGUCCUUUUACUUUGUCCUGUUUGGCCUCAUGCGACCCUGCAGAGUUCUGCUAGUCCGACUGAACCCGCUCUCCGUGAAGCGCGCUCCGGUGUGGAGAGAGAAGCAGCCACAUCGAGAGAGCUGCAGGCGCAACGUUUGAACGUUUCCUGGUAGAAGUCAGUAAACCUGAACACGAACUGGUCUUUUUUUUUUUUUUUCCUGUUUUAUCCCAGCAACUUUCACUAUUUAUUACAAGCGCCUAAUCACAUGACGCCCUCCACGCUUCCCUUGAAGGUGUAAUUUGUCAUUCCAGUUUAAAGUGCCCACCCACGAGUGCUGUCUCCUCUUCCUCUGAGGCCCCGCCCCCCUCUGCUGCGGUCCUGAAAGAGCGCGGUCAGCACUUGGACGACAGUAAAAACCUCGAGGAAUUCUUUGAGCCGCUCCAGAGCAUCACCCUCUGACGCAGAAGAUCUGUUUUUAACCUGAUUAUGAUUUGGUGUGAAAUUAAGCAUCAAACUGAUUUAAAAAAAUCAAAUGAUUUGAGUAAAUAGUAAAAUGAUUGAAAGGCUUUAAAAACACCAUAUCUUUCUCCCCUCCUCUCCAAAAAAUCACAAGUCUAGAUUGUUUUUUAUUUUUUUUCUUUCUUUUUUUCAGAGUCAGCGUUGUAGUUGUGGUAACCUUGGCAACUGCUUCAUGGCUUUGCAUUUUGUCUGUUGACCUCAGCUGAAAUUCAAUUCCAUAAAUAAAUAAAUCCAUCUCCCAGUCGGAAAGGUUGAAACUAACUUUUAACAGUACUGUACUAAAAAGUAAUAAAUGGUGGUCAAAAACA
Messenger RNA from Oryzias melastigma (Indian medaka), 2658 nucleotides. RefSeq names its product ubiquilin 4 (gene ubqln4). The record is from RefSeq and is a predicted model, not a curated record. Gene Ontology annotation, biological process: ubiquitin-dependent protein catabolic process. Gene Ontology annotation, molecular function: polyubiquitin modification-dependent protein binding. NCBI's taxonomy places the organism in Eukaryota, Metazoa, Chordata, Actinopteri, Beloniformes, Adrianichthyidae. Gene Ontology annotation, cellular component: cytosol.